CUUCACCUUCUCUCAGCAGAAGUUAGACAUUGGAAACAAGUUCACAAUGAUCCAAAGACCCAUUUUCCUCCUGGCUGGGAAACUAGUCAAGUCUCUGGGUUUAAAGCAGGUCAGACCACUGGCUGCAGACUGCCUUAGACAGGACCAGUUCAGAAGAGACGCAAAGGAGUGUUAUGACCUGGCUCAAGUUGCCACAACAAAAGGGAGACACACCAUGGAGGAGCCUGUGGAGAGAAACAGAGGGGAGUCAGUUAGCAGGGAGGUCUGUAACCUCAGCACAGCAGCAGCCCCCUGAAGAAUGAGAACUAGGAGUUAUAAAUACAAAGGUGCUCGAGUUACUGCAGUCAGCCUCAGCUCUUCACCUGCAAGGGAGAGGAAGGAGAAUCUGAUGACAGUUGGUGGUUUGGUUGCUGUCAGUCAAAUCUGAUAAAAACACAAUUACACAGUGUUUUGAAAUGAGUUUUUUCAGUGUUAAACUCUUAACAAUAACUUAAGAUGUUUUUUAUGGUAUAGAGAAAUACUUAAUGAGUUUAAGGCUUUAAGUAUAAACAGGGUGGAAAGAAGAUAUGCUGCACAAUCAUAGCUGCACUCAUUAAAAUAGAUAUACACAAGAUUUUGAUUUGAAUCUUAUAGUGGGGAUCAUACAUGGUAACAGAUAAGCAAACAGGAUUUAUGUGUGUGUCCCUUGCAGCAACACACCUACCAGUGGUGCAACUGAACUUUGCAGCUGUGUCACAAGAGACUCCUUUCAGUCGAGACGUGGUGGAGGGCUGCAUUAGAGAAACUCUUCUGCUCCUCUUCAGAGCUCUGGCCUCUGAACAAAAUGUAUUCCUCACCUUACAGGGAAUUGGAGUUUUGUCCUUUAAGAACAACAAGGUGCGGAUGAAGUUCAACCGAGAUUUUAUUAAUGCCAUGGAUGGAACUGGCAGGCUGCUGUUAGCCUUUAACAAAAGACCUGGGAGCAGUGUCUCUUUACUGUCUGGUGGCCUGUCGAGGCUUCAGAGGCCACCGACUGCGAACCCCAUAACCCUGCCAACUGUCUGCUCUCCUCAGCCAGACAACAAAGCUGGUGACAAAGAUCUAUGGUGCUUGUCACCAGCUCCAGACCUGAGGAAUGCAGGAGAGGUUCCCCAACAGAGAGAAUCUAAAUCCCAUCAGACACUGCAGCCUGCCAAGAUGAAAGCUGACAGCCUGUCUGAAGAACUCAAUCCAAAACCCCCUAUGGAGGCCACAGACAAGCCAACCACCUGUAUCUCACCACCUCCCAAACUGGAGGAACCUCAUGUGAAUGCUAGCUGCUCUGGCCACUCCCGUGCUGGACAGGAGCUGUGCUACCUUUGUAUGCAGCGAGAACAAAGAAACGUUCCAGUCUACCUGAGGGAGCAGCAGCAGGCAGAAGAGAAAGCUCAGGAGAAACUCCUACUGCUUAAAGAACAACAAAGAGACAAGCAGUACAUGGACGAAGAACAGGCAAAGCUGAAUGAGCAACGUGAGCAUGCAAAGCUAGUUGCUACAUUCAACCUGCAACUGUCAGAGAAGAAAGAGAAGACAUACUGUCCUCUCUUCCCUACUUCAUUCAUCUUCCCGGCUCGGCCAGUUACUCCUGUCAGGAGGAUUCAGCAGCAUCGUUACAUGAACGAGCUUCAAAGCCAGAUAGAGAGCCGGCGGCAACACGAGGCCCGAGACCAGCAGAACCGUCUUCUCAUGGAGCAUCUAGACCAGGUCCAGCUGGCUCAGGAGAUAGCUUUGCAAAAAGCUCGGCAGCUCCAGCAGAAACAUGAUAGAACUAAGCAUUAUAAGAAGGCUCUGGACACUCAGGUGGGAGAUAAGAAGUGCACAGACCCUCCAGAGUGCCAGUCUGACAACUCUGGGUAUAACCGCAUGGAGACAGCAACCAACAAUGCAGAGAGCCGAGAGAGGGCACAGAAGCUCUUCCAGAUAAAUUUCAGUGCUGCCACUCAGAGGAAGAAGGAACAACUGCACAACCGCCGAGAACAGGUGGAGAAAGAGAGAGAAAUGCUUAAACACAACAAAAUUGAGUUAAUAUUGGGCCACAUUAAUCGCUUUGAGAAGAAGCAGGAGAUUAGUAAGUCACUAGAGAAUGAGUGGAGUCGCAGUGCGAAUCUCAAACACCAACAAGAGGAAGAAGAGAGGCGCUUCCUGAGGUCUGCUGGUCAGCUCCUGGUAGAUAAGCUUGCACAGUACAAGCGCUGCUACCAGUGUAAGAGGAGGACCACCAACUGUGGAGAGACCAACAUCUGGAAAGACUCUCAUUACCUCUCUGGCUCCCAGUUCAUGAUCUGAUGAACAGUGUCGCCUACAGCAGCACUCAAACAUCACUAUCCCACAGCCUAAACGAGACCACAACUCUUGUAACUCUUGUAAUACUUAGAUGUUAUGGUGUGCAGCAUGUGCUAUCCUCUUAGAUUUAUUCUUCUUCUUUCCUAAAUUAGUCUUUGAAAUUCAUUUUGGUUGUACUUUUUUUCAUACUUGUACUGAACACCUCUAGUUUGUGUAUGAAAAAAGGUAUAGUGUUAAUGUGCUGGUUUUUAUUCCAUUCAGAAACCUCUCUACCGCCCUAGCAACCACCUAGUAACAGCAUAACAACCUGCAGAAACACCCUGUUAACCAUCUUGAAGCACCACAGAAACCUCCUGGAACACCCUAUCAAUCACCUUAAACAUCUAGGCAGCCUCAUAUUAAUACCCCAGCAACCACACCAAACACCAAAACAAUCACCUAGCAGCAAUGUAGUGAGACAGUGAGCAACUUACCAAACACUUAAGAAAUUACAAAGAGCUCAGGAGAAAGGGCUGCACCCUAACCACUCAACAAUUAAUUGCAAAUGCCCUGUAUGUUAUUUAGUAACACCUCGACUUACACUUAUGCUGCACAGAGUGAGACACAUUUUUUACAGUUUUGGUUUAUAUGAAUAAAUCUGACUUGAAGUGACUCCAGCAAAAACGUGUCCAAGAUAAAUUUGUUCAAGCAGCAAGUCCAAGUAAUUUUCCUUUAAAACAUUUAUGGGAGCGCCUUUUUUGCCUUUAUCUGCACGCCUACUCUUACUGUAUGAUUAUUUCUUUGUGUUAUAACGUAU
Micropterus dolomieu (smallmouth bass) is the source of this 3097-nucleotide messenger RNA. Its product is annotated as coiled-coil domain-containing protein 81-like. NCBI's taxonomy places the organism in Eukaryota, Metazoa, Chordata, Actinopteri, Centrarchiformes, Centrarchidae. The transcript has 15 exons. Gene Ontology annotation, cellular component: centrosome. The record is from RefSeq and is a predicted model, not a curated record. Bases 646 to 2304 code for a protein of 552 amino acids.